Molecule: messenger RNA, 1890 nt
Organism: Cryptomeria japonica (Japanese cedar)
Lineage: Eukaryota; Viridiplantae; Streptophyta; Pinopsida; Cupressales; Cupressaceae
Product: zinc finger CCCH domain-containing protein 40
Exons: 4
Coding region: 212-1612 (466 amino acids)
Cellular component (GO): Prp19 complex; U2-type catalytic step 1 spliceosome; U2-type catalytic step 2 spliceosome
Molecular function (GO): metal ion binding; U6 snRNA binding; pre-mRNA binding
Source: RefSeq, a predicted model, not a curated record
CCUCUCAAGCUUUAUUUUGAUAAUUAUUACAGGCACGACUCCUAUGAAAUCAGAAGUCACUCUGCUCGCUCGCCUCCUCGGUCCACAGUGGCAGCCUGCUUCUUUCCAAAUCUCUUUCAUUUAGACAUCGAUCAAGAAUCCUGCGUCAAACUCAGUAAUCGCCAUAGCUAAUAUUGUGUAGAGUAUUCAUCACAGAUUUAAGGAGGGAAAUAUGGCUCACAGGCUGCUGCGGGACACGGAGGCAGAUGGCUGGGAGCGAUCUGAUUUCCCCAUCAUAUGCGAGUCCUGCCUCGGCGAUAACCCCUAUGUCAGAAUGACAAAGGCAAAUUUUGAUAAAGAGUGCAAAAUUUGCACCAGACCUUUCACAGUUUUUAGAUGGAGGCCAGGCCGUGAUGCAAGGUACAAGAAAACAGAGGUUUGCCAGACAUGCAGCAAGUUGAAAAAUGUUUGUCAAGUGUGUCUGCUUGAUCUUGAGUAUGGAUUGCCUGUCCAAGUCCGGGAUACCGCUUUGGCCAUUAACACAAAUGAUGCUAUUCCAAAGAGUGAUGUUAACAGAGAAUAUUUUGCGGAGGAGCAGGAUCGAAAGGCUAGAGCAGGUAUAGAUUAUGAGUCAUCAUAUGGAAAGGCCCGUCCAAAUGAUACAAUAUUGAAGCUUCAAAGAACAACACCAUAUUACAAAAGAAACAGAGCUCAUGUUUGUAGUUUCUAUGUUCGUGGUGAGUGUACACGAGGUGCCGAAUGCCCUUAUCGACAUGAGAUGCCUGUUACAGGGGAGCUUUCUCACCAGAAUAUUAAGGAUCGAUAUUAUGGAGUAAAUGAUCCAGUUGCAGCAAAGCUCUUGAAUAAAGCUGGUGAGAUGUCAUCUCUUGCUCCUCCAGAAGAUGAGGGUAUAAAGACCUUGUAUGUUGGUGGGCUGGAUCAAAGAGUUACCGAAGAUGAUCUGAAGGACCACUUCUACGGGUAUGGUGAAAUUGAAUCCAUCAGACUAGUUUUUCAGCGAGCGUGUGCAUUUGUGACAUAUACUACCAGGGAAGGGGCUGAGAAGGCAGCAGAGAAUUUGUCCAACAAGCUUGUUAUUAAAGGGUUGAGGUUAAAGCUAUUGUGGGGGAAACCACAGGUUCCCAAACCAGAAGUUGAAAACCAGGGAGAUCAAUCUGCAAAACUUAUUUCUCAUAGUGGGAUGCUUCCAAGAUCUAUAGUAUCGCAGCAUCAGAGUCAAGAGCAGCCACAGAGUAGUCAGGAUCAGCCAUCUGUACAUUACUUCAACAUUCCUGCCCCACCACCUCCCUCUGAACGAGCUUUCUAUCCAUCCAUGGAUCCUCAGAGAAUGGGAGCUGUUGCUCCUGCACCAGACACUGGCAGCAGUAAGCAAGGCACAACAAAUGAAAUCCAGGAAGGGCAACCUUCCCAGCAAACUCUUUAUGGCCCUUCCAGUGGUUCAUAUUAUGCACCCCAGCAUUCUCAAGAGGGGCAAUAUCAUCAUUACUAUGGUCCUCCUUAUGGACCCCCACCUCCAUAUCAACAAUAUGCAGCAUAUCACCCAGCUCCUCCACCACCACCACCACCACCACCACCACCACCUCAUCAGUCAUAUUAUCCUCCACAAUUUUAACACGACUAUGGAUGUUUCAUUCUACAUUUGUUUCAUGUUAUCUUCAAAACCAUCAUCUGUUUUUUAAAGCAGAGGGCCUGUGCAACUAAUGGGCAAUUUUCAGUUUGGUUUGACCCUGUGUAAUUUAAGGGAUUCUGCAGGCAAGCAUAUCUUUGUACUUGGUUCUGUAGUUAACUGAAUAGUGAUUUAUUAUUACAUUGUUUUUUAUAAUCUCUUCUAUAUGGUAGUACAUUAAUUGCUUUUCCAAUUGAUUAAUGCCUACUUUGUAAUGUUCUUCA